This is a messenger RNA of Aspergillus calidoustus, 6589 nucleotides long. Lineage: Eukaryota; Fungi; Ascomycota; Eurotiomycetes; Eurotiales; Aspergillaceae. The record is from the annotation of a GenBank genome assembly.
CAGGGCUUGACUGUCUCGAAAACGGAGUGAUUAUGCGGACUGCUUCGUUUUACAUCUCGUGGGUACGUUGUAUGCAUUUUGGCCCCGCCGGCAUCAAAUGUAAAUUCGUCGAAGAGGCUUUAAACGAUCUCAACAGUGGUGGGUUUGCAACUUAUUAUGACGAGCUUUACAAAAGACUUAAGUCUUGCCGAACAAGAGAGUCGAAUAGGGAGGAAGAGGCAGGAGAUGAUGCUGAUGAUGAGGUGCAAAGAGCGGGAACUAGUGAUACGCCUCACAAGAAGCGCAAAAGGGAGGUCAAGGAGAGUCAAGAGGCCAAAGUCACGCAGGCCAGCGCCCAACUCCGUGUGGCACAGCAGGAAAAACAGCGAAAACGGCUCGAGAUACGGCUGCAGAACACAGGCAUUAGCAACGACAACCCUAGUCAUCAGGCUGUCAGCUUCAAGGAGCCUGUGAUUUAUUUGGAUCCUCACAUUGGCCUUCGCGUGAAACCCCACCAGCUGAACGGCGUCCGGUUUAUGUGGCGAGAGUUGAUUGAGGACAAAGAUCAACAAGGAUGUCUGUUGGCUCAUACAAUGGGGCUUGGAAAAACGAUGCAACAGGUUCCUGACUCUUUCCGCCGUUCUCAAACCCUGAUCAUAUGCCCGUCUUCAUUGAUCGAUAAUUGGUAUGACGAAUUUGUCAUGUGGUCGCCAGAAAACUCACCUGUGGGCCUGGUCAGACGAAUUCUACCAGCCCAACCGCUAGCUACUCGGCUGGAGGAGAUAUCUGCUUGGGAUACAGAAGGUGGCGUACUCCUGAUCAGCUACAACAUAUUCCGGUCAUGGAUAAUCAACAAGGGAACUGAGAAAAGAUUACCCCCUUUGUCUGACACAGAACAUGCCAAAGUCUCAAAAUGGCUCCUUGAGGGACCGAAUAUCAUUGUGGCUGAUGAAGCCCACAAGAUGAAGAACCCUUCUUCUGGUAUCUUUGUGGCGGCGAAGAAAUUCCGUUCAAAGAGUCGAAUUGCCUUGACAGGCUCUCCGCUAGCGAACAAUCUCAUUGAUUACUACACAAUGGUCAACUGGAUUGCGGAUGGGUAUCUUGGGCACAUGGUUGAGUUCAAGGCAAAUUACGUCGAGCCAAUUGAACAAGGCCUGUACCUGGACAGCACUUAUACUGAGAGACGCAAAUCUCUUAUGAAAUUGCAGGUCCUUAAGCAGAUUCUUGAGCCGAAAAUUAAUCGUGCAGACAUUUCUGUGCUUGAAGGAGACUUGCCGCCAAAGGUUGAAUUCGUUAUAACCGUGCCAUUGACCGAGGUGCAAAAGGUGGCGUACGACUCUUAUGCCGCGUUUGUACUUGAUGGAAGGACAGAUGAAGUAGGACAGGCUCAGUUAUGGUCCUGGCUGGCUGUUAUAGGCUUAUGCUGCAACCACCCAGCAUGUUUCGAAGAGAAGCUGAUCAGUCGGGCCAAUGAUGCUGCUAAGAUGGGAGAUGCUGAGACACAGCUUCCAGGAGAUGAGCCUAUCACUAAGUGGGAACUUCCUAACAUAGCAACAUUCGUUGCUGAGCAGCAACAGCAUUUUGCACAAGUCCCUGACAUUAUGGCUAUUGAGCUGUCCGCCCGAGCUGAAUUGAUGAACAGCAUAGUUGACGAGUCAAUCAGAGCUGGCGAUAAAGUACUUAUUUUCUCUAUGAGCCUGCCAACUCUGAACUACAUCGAACACGUGAUGAGAAGUAACAAUCGAAAAUACUCGCGGUUGGAUGGACAAACACCAAUUUCCAGCCGGCAAGCCUCCACAAAAAAGUUCAAUUCAGGUGACGCAAAGCAGGUUUACCUCAUUUCAACCCGAGCAGGCGGGCUGGGGCUGAAUAUCCCAGGCGCUAACCGGGUCAUAAUCUUCGACUUCUCUUUCAGUCCCUAUUGGGAGGAGCAGGCAGUUGGUCGUGCGUACCGCUUAGGUCAAAGAAAGCCAGUUUUUGUAUAUCGCUUCCUUGCUGGUGGGACCUUCGAAGAGAUUAUCCACCAUAAGGCAAUAUUCAAGACUCAGCUUUCCGUCAGGGUUGUUGACAAGAAGAAUCCAGUUCGUGUUGCCCAGAAGAAAGCGGGUGACUAUUUAUUCCCUGUGAAGCCUGUACCUCAACAGGAUACCUCAGAGUAUCUAGGCAAGGAUCCUCUGGUGUUGGACAAAAUCCUUCGACGGGACACGCAGCGAGACGAGAGGCUGAUUCGUUCUAUCACGCUUACUCAAACCUUUGUCAAGGAAGGCAAUGAGAAGCUGACUGAAGAGGAACAAAAGAGCGUCCAAGAAGAAUUCGAUGACGAGAACCUUAAAAGGACCGAUCCCAACGCAUAUCACGAGAAAAUCGCGGCAAGACAUCGCCAUAGCCAUCUGUCAACUGGUCCAUUCCCAAUCACUGCUGGCCAGGGAAUUCAGGCUCCUCACGUUCCGCCCAGUGCCCACAACUUUGGUCCGCCUGCUCUAGGGCCAGAUGUGAUUUCCAACCCGAGUCCAAAUCUGAACCCGAACAAUAACACAUCCUUGAGCGCCGCUACUUCAUUUCCAGCUUACCGUGCGUCGGAUUCCGGGCAAUACAUCUCAAACAAUCCCCCGCAGUCUAGCCAGGGGGCAGGAAACCACGCCCAUCCUUCCCAACCUUGGAAGACAACCACCGCCCAUGCGUCUCGACCAGGGCUAGCCGUGAUGAGCAAUCAAAAUGCUAGCAACCGUCAAGUAACCCCCGCUAAACCAUAUCAAGAACAACAGGAAAACCCAGGGGCGGUUGGUAAACAACAUGCAAUUCCACUCGGAGGUCUAGUUGCGCCGUUCCAAUCAGAUACCGCCGUUGUCGAGCCACCUAAAACCAGCUCAGAAGCUGAUGUUGCAGUUUCGGCGCAGGUAACAACCUCCUCCGGCGAUGAUCAGACAGAUCCCUCCAACGAAAGCACAGGACGUCCAACAACUAGCUGCAGAAACCAGUGAUGGUAUUAUGUUCCAACUUGCAAACCAGAGCGUCGUCUUCCCUCUCUCGGUUCUGUUCCUUGUUGCUCUCUUUUCUCUCCAGAUCAUUUUUUUUCAUCUUGUACAUCGUAAGUACCCUUAUGUCCACAGUUUUUAUUCCUGCAGAUCCGCUUUCUCCAUUCCGCUUUCGUGAUUCGAUUUUUAGCGGGCGAUCACAUUUCCUUCCCUCUCCAUAGUUAGCAUUUCUCUCACGCAUGGUUGCUAUGGCGGCGUUUUCCACGGUGGACUUUCUGUUUUCAUUGAGAUACCCCAGUAUGAUACGGAUGGACGAACUGCACGAACUAUUCUCUACUCCAGUGUUCUGAGUAUGAAUCUCAUCAUAUGCACUACUAGUAGUGGCUGCAUUCGCACAUGGAAUUACCAAUAUCAUUACAACCGACUUCAACUUGAUUCUACUGAGUUUACUUUUCAGGUAGUUCUUGCCUAAUAUCUAUCAUAUUCAGAAUUGAGUGAAAGAAAGUGAGAGAAUAGUGACCCGAGAAAAGAAAACCCGAGAGGUGUAUAAGACAUGAGGAGGCAUAGUUACAGGCAAAGUAAUUGAACCCGUUAGAAACAGCCCUAGGUAGGAAGGUGGAAGUCGAACUCAGACAUGGUAAAACACAGAAAGAAGAAGAGGCAGAGGAAGUCUCAGGUGGAAGGAGAUAGAGAGGUGUGUCUUAGAGAACGAUAUAAUUUAAGUCAAGAGUUUCUCCAAGUCAGCAACCCUUGUACCACGAUCAUCGACCUUCUUACUCGCUUUCUCUCUGAAAGCUGCAAGCAUCAAUUUCCGCUUCUGCCCCUGGACAGCCAGCACGCGGUCUUCGAUGCUGUCCUCCAUAACAAGCCGCCAGACAGUCGUCUCGCGCUUUUGACCGAGCCGGUACACGCGAUCGACGGCCUGGUCCUCAAUCGCGGGCGCCCACCAGCUAUCAGACAGAACAGCCUGGUUGGCGGCGACGAGAUUGAGGCCAACACUGCAGACGCUCAGACUAGCCAGGAGGACUGUGCAUUGCGGAUCUGUGGAGAAGCGGUGCGUGGAGUUAUCACGGGCAAGUGAGGUCAUUUUCCCGUCAAUGCGGGCAAACUGGAUACCGGCGCGUUCCAGGUGCGGUUCGACGAGGUUAAGGAAGGAGGUCCAUUGACUGAAGACGACAGUCUUCGUGCCCUCAGCCUGUCCCUGCGCGGUGAGGAUCUUGACAAGUGCUUCGAUUUUGCUGCUUGGAUUAUUGGGGUCUGCGUUGAUUGCUUCGUCUGUGUCCCCCUCGCCCAUCUCUGCGGCUGGCUCGACGAGCGUAGUGUUAUUUUCAAUCUCGGUGCGGCACAUGGGGCAUUUGUGUUGGCGGUCAAUGACCUGUUCGAUGCAUUCGCGGUCGAAGGCAUGCGCGCAAGCGGUUAUGACGGGGUGUUCGAGGAUGUCCAAGCAGAUAGGACAGGUCUCUUGGCUUUCAAUGCGGAUUUGGAGCAUGUCUUGGAGGGCUUUGAUGUUUUCGGGUGUGAGAGGUACAACUUGCUGCUUGUCUAGGAGGGCGGCGAGUUUGUCGAUACGGGUUUUGGCUAGGGCCCAAUGGUUACAGACUUGGCGGAGGCGGAGGAUGACUUCGAGGAGGUGGGAGUAGGUUGUACCGGUUUUGUCUUUGGCUUUCAUAUCCUGGAGCAUACCUUUGGCUUCGGAUCUGCUCUACUGUCAGUGAUAUAAGGAGAGGAAAGUGGACGAGAGACACGUACUGGAACAUAUCAUACUUUUCCUGCUCAUGGGCAUGGAACUUGAUGCGUAGGACUCGAGAUGUGAGCGACGGCAGGCGCAAGUUCACGAAACUCAUAUCUUUCCUGCGGCGUAGACAGAUGGUACUCAUUAACGCCUGGAGCAGCAGCCGUGAGUCCGGAUCAUCAGACAUGAGAGGUCUAAUAAGCACGCUGCUAAACACGGGAAACUCUUCAAGUCCGCCGGUAAGCUUUAGGAAGCGGAUUUGAGAGUAGAGAUCUUUGAGAGUGUUUAUGAUGGGUGUUCCGGUCAAUGUCCAACGAGACUCAGCUAGUAGGGCACAGGCCGCCGAAGAGCCUUUCGAACGUGGAUUGCGAAUUGUAUGGCCCUCGUCGAGAACUACCCGGCGCCACUUCAGCGAAAACAGGCCCUUUGAUGGGGUAGCCUUGCUCUCAGGCUUGUACUCCAUUGCAAGAGCGCCGUAACUUGUGACCACCACAUCGUACUCGCCGAGCUUCGCAGCCUCUUUUUUUCCCGCUCCAUGGUAGAUAAGAACACGCGGAGUCUGGUCCGGAUGAGUGUGGUCUUGGAUCUGGUUUCUCCAAUUGCUCAUCACACCUACAGGAGACACAAUCAGAGUAGCUUUGGAGGAGCCUUCUUCUUUGGGUUCAUUGUUUGAUAAGAUCAAAGAGAUGAUUUGGAUUGUUUUGCCUAAGCCCAUGUCGUCAGCUAGGAUGCCUCCCCUAGCAAGAGGCGGUGGUAUGGGAGUAGAAAAGUUUGUGGCAAUAUUGGUAAACUUGUUGCCUUGCUUCUUCCAUAGCUGCACCACGUCGUCGGCGCCUGUUGGCAGCUGUGGGUUUUCCUUGUUGAUCAUCCAUGCCAGGCCUUGACGUUGAUAUGGCAGAAGGGUCGUGGAAAGGGGUGGAGGGUUGUCCGCCAAAGGCAUAUUCUCAAGGUCAGACUCCUUGAGCCCGAAGCUCUCAGCCACCUGGCCGAUCUCUCGAGGGUUAAAUGUACUGCUUUGGCUGAUAAGCUCCUGCAUGCUCUCUUCUCCAAUAACUUCAUCUCCGAAUGGCCGGGAAAGGGCAGAAUAGCCCAGUUUAGCUGCAGCCCCCAGGAGCUGGCCCGUUCGAGCUUUCUUAGCAGCUUCUUUCGCAGCCUUCUCGCGCUCUUUUUCUUGCUUCUUCGCUUCACGCUCGGCUUGUUUGAGAUGACUGAGUGGUAGCUUGUCUUGUUCCAUUUUGCGUUUCAAGGCUUCUCGCUUCUCGGUCUCACUCGGGCCAUACAACCUCAACACGAUUGGGCAGUCGUACGCGCCAAUAACUCCGGUCAAUAUACCCUCAACUUCCAACAGUUUAUUGUCCUGGAGCAAUUCGAGAGUGUUCAGAUCACGCCCGGCCUCAAGUUAUCCUCGGUUAGGGAAACACUUACCAUAUAACCCGCGAGCUUUGCAGCCAUAUUCCUCGGAAUAUGGCCAAUCUGCGCUCCCAUGACGUUGUCGACACGAAUGGCAUUCCUGUCGUAUUGAUUCCGCGGCUCUCUUUUCAGGACGACGUGCUCUCCAAUCGUGGCCUGUCCUCUAUAGUAGCGAACACCCACAAUCUUCGUAUUCACGUCACCGUAAUGCAACUGUGCAGAAUCCGCGUCGCCACCAUCUUGAGUUGCUGGUAUCAAGUCUGCAGCUUCAGCAUCUUCUUCAUCGUCCAGAGAAACGUGCGAUGCAUGGGUGAGAGGAACGAAAGUUGUAUCCUGACCGAACCGCUGGCCAGAGAUACGUGGAUAUUUCGGAGGAGCCGAGGGGCCAACUUCAUGCACCUCAUCAAGGCUCACGUCAACGUACUGUAUAGGCCUCUUUCCCGAUGGAGUACCCAUAGUGGCGGGAUUCAAGGUGUUGGUUGGUCAGGGGAGG